AGCGUGAAUCAGCAAGAGGUAACCCUGACAGCCGGUGCUGAGGCACGUUGUGACUUGCCUGAUCUUUGGCCACAGAUGAUGAAAUGCGCUCGUUGGCCUUGGGCGAUGGAGGGUUUCCAGAUUCUCUUUAUGUAAAGGCUCUGUAGGGAUUGCGCAGACAGGAAGACACUCCUUGUGGAGUUAGAGAGGAAAAGACCGCUUAGAAACUUCUGAUCUAUUUAAACUUGAUUUUCCAAAGCCAUUUCUGCUUCCAUUCCUAGCCUUUGGCUUGCAUGCCAGCCAAGAACAGGCUUAGUAAAGAAAUUAGUCAUGAUACUAAGAAAUUCCGAUUUGGGCUGCCUUCUCCAGAUCAUAAAUUAGGAUUACCUGUGGGCCAACAUGUUUACCUUUCUGCAAGAAUUGAUGGGAAUCUGGUGAUUCGAGCCUAUACCCCAGUUUCCAGUGAUGAGACAAAAGGUUAUGUUGAUUUAAUUAUAAAGGUCUACCACAAAAAUGUGCAUCCCAAGUUCCCAGAAGGUGGGAAGAUGUCCCAGUACCUUAAUGACAUGAAGAUUGGAGAUAUUAUUGAUUUCAGAGGGCCAAAUGGGCUCCUUGUCUAUAAGGGGGCAGGUACCUUUCUUAUCAAGCCUCAUAAGAAGUCUGAAGCAGAGAAGAAGUUUGCAAAACAUCUUGGGAUGAUAGCUGGAGGAACAGGAAUAACUCCGAUGUUGCAGCUGAUUCGUCGUAUCACAAGUGAUCCCAAGGACUCCACUAAAUGUUAUCUUCUUUUUGCGAAUCAGGCGAAGAAAGAUAUAUUACUGAGAGCUGAGCUAGAAGACAUUGCUAAGAGGCAUCCUGAUCAGUUCACUCUUUGGUAUACACUGGACAGACCUCCACAAGAUUGGAAGUACAGUUCUGGCUUCAUCACUGCAGAGAUGAUUCAAAGCCACCUCCCUCCCCCUGGCAGCGAGACACUCAUUCUCCUGUGUGGGCCACCACCCAUGAUUCAGUUUGCCUGUCAGCCCAACCUGGACAAACUUGGCUAUCCCAAGAGCAGUACAUUUUCUUAUUAACACUGAUGUCAUCUGAUACUUUUUCCUAAGUACUGUGUGUUUUCCUACAGGAACAACUGGUAUGUAACUGCA
This is a messenger RNA of Neopsephotus bourkii (Bourke's parrot), 1124 nucleotides long. RefSeq names its product NADH-cytochrome b5 reductase 2. Lineage: Eukaryota; Metazoa; Chordata; Aves; Psittaciformes; Psittacidae. The transcript is spliced from 8 exons. The record is from RefSeq and is a predicted model, not a curated record. Gene Ontology annotation, molecular function: oxidoreductase activity; FAD binding. Gene Ontology annotation, cellular component: mitochondrion. The coding region runs from base 273 to 1052 and encodes 259 amino acids.